Molecule: messenger RNA, 351 nt
Organism: Cooperia oncophora
Lineage: Eukaryota; Metazoa; Nematoda; Chromadorea; Rhabditida; Trichostrongylidae
Source: the annotation of a GenBank genome assembly
AUGAAAGCCUCGAAAUUCCUAAUCCAAGUGCUAAAACCCAAUACUGAGCUGGACGAGAUGGCCGCUCUCAACUACAAGACCGAUGACAGUAGCGGCAUGGUGUUUCUUUCUGGGAAUUCCCAUCCGGAACUCUCACGGCUAGUUUCGGAUCGGCUUGGUAUACGUCAAGGAGAAGUGAUCGUUUACAACAAGACGAACCGAGAGACUUCCGUUGACAUAAAACAAUCAGUGCGUGGAAAGCAUGUUUUUAUUCUCCAAGUGGAUCAAAGUACGAACGUAAAUAAUGAUGUUAUGGAAUUGCUAAUUCUUAUCUACGCUUGUAAGACGUCGAUGUCAAAACGAUCACGGUAA